This is a messenger RNA of Tribolium madens (black flour beetle), 3860 nucleotides long. Its product is annotated as unconventional myosin IC. The record is from RefSeq and is a predicted model, not a curated record. The coding region runs from base 587 to 3661 and encodes 1024 amino acids. Gene Ontology annotation, cellular component: cytoplasm; actin cytoskeleton; vesicle. Gene Ontology annotation, molecular function: microfilament motor activity; actin filament binding; ATP binding. Gene Ontology annotation, biological process: actin filament organization; vesicle transport along actin filament. The transcript is spliced from 14 exons. Lineage: Eukaryota; Metazoa; Arthropoda; Insecta; Coleoptera; Tenebrionidae.
GGAGACAAUUACAAGACUGAAAACAAGAAAUUUCAGUCAUCUUCAAUAAAUUUCAUUAGAUAGUGGUGUGAUUCGAAUUGUUAUUUGUCAAAAUGGAGGCACCGGAGUCAGGACAAAAUCCGGUCAUUACAAAAUUAUAGUGUGCCACCAAUAAAAUGAUCCAAAAUCAAUAAAUGAUAAAGACAGAAAGAGGUUCAUUAUUUUAAAAUCCUCGAAAGUGAAUAUUCAUGUCUGGUGCAUCGUGAAAAAUGUCACUGUAAUUUUUCUCCGGCACCGCCACUGGCAACCUUUCACCGUUCAUCGCAGGCGGGAGAGUUCAUAUUGUGUUCUGGGGACCACCGAGACAGAGUGGUCGAAGACUCCAAACACGAAGGAAUAUGCAGUCUGGCUGUCAAUGCCCGCGUUUUAUACAUAGGAUCGCGACAUUUUGAACUACACGUGCGUGAAAUAGCGUGACACGCGCCACAGUGAAUUUCAUUUCCUGACGAUGCCAGUGCGACUUUUUCAAAAAACAUGAAAAAAUAUUCCGUGGUGAAGUUUUGUGCAACUGAAUAUACCUGAAUUUUUGGAAGACAAUUGACCGAUCAUGGAGACCCAUCUCCAGCACAGGGACAAGGUGGGUGUUCAAGAUGCUGUUCUUUUGGAAGACUACACCAGCGAAACUGCUUUUGUCGAAAAUCUUGAGAAGAGGUUUAAAGAGAAUAUAAUUUAUACGUACAUUGGGCAAGUACUAAUUUCAGUAAACCCUUACAAACAGUUGGAUAUUUAUGGACCCAAAGACGUUAAGGCUUAUUAUAAUAAGCACUUCUUUGAAGUUCCGCCUCAUGUAUUUGCGAUAACAGACACUGCCUUCAGGUCGUUAAAAAACGAAAACAGGGAACAAUGCAUUUUAAUUUCUGGCGAAUCAGGUUCUGGGAAGACUGAAGCAUCAAAAAAGAUACUCCAAUACAUUGCUGAAAUCACCGACCAUCGAGGAGACGUUGAAAGGGUCAAAGACAAGCUUCUUAAAUCAAAUCCGGUUUUGGAAGCUUUCGGAAACGCAAAAACUAAUCGCAAUGACAAUUCUAGUCGUUUUGGUAAAUACAUGGACGUACAAUUUAAUUAUGAAGGCAAUCCUUCUGGCGGAAAUAUCCUAAACUAUCUACUAGAAAAGUCCCGGGUUAUCAGUCAAGUUCCUGGCGAAAGAAAUUUUCACAUUUUUUAUCAAAUACUUUCCGGUGCUGAUGAACAAGAAUUGCAAAGACUUAACUUAAAACGGGAUUUAGAUUCGUACUAUUACAUUUCCAAUGGAGCCAAGAGAAACGGCGCAUCAGUUGACGACGAAAAAGGCUACCGUGAUGUCAAAAACGCACUAACAGUAAUUGAGUUUGAUCAAAAAGAACAAGACGAAAUUUUUGCUAUUACAGCGGCUAUUCUACAUUUGGGAAAUAUCGGAUUUUCGGAGGAUAACGGAGUUUCCACAAUUAUUAAACCGGAAAUCGUCGAAACUGUCAGCAGGCUUCUUGGAUGCAGUCUCGAAGAUUUGAAAAAUGCCCUGACAAAUCGCACAAUUGAAACAAUUAGAGACGUCGUAACGACUCCGUUAACCCGCGAAUUGGCGAUUUAUGCACGUGACGCUUUGGCAAAAGCGGUCUAUGAUCGACUUUUCACUUGGCUGGUCCACAGACUCAACACUUCCCUCAAACCGCAUGACAAGAGGACCUACAGCGUAAUGGGCAUUUUGGAUAUUUAUGGCUUCGAAAUUUUCGAAAAGAACAGUUUUGAGCAGCUGUGUAUCAAUUUCUGUAACGAAAAGUUGCAACAACUUUUCAUAGAAUUGACUCUCAAGUCGGAACAGGAGGAAUAUUUGAAAGAGGGUAUCGAGUGGCAGAAUGUUGAGUAUUUUGAUAAUAAAGUUAUCUGCGAUUUAAUCGAGGAAAAACAUAAAGGGCUUAUCGCUUUUAUGGACGAAGAGUGCCUCCGACCCGGGGAUUCCUCCGACAUGACAAUGUUAAAUAAAUUAGAUAAGAACUUGAGUUACCACAACCACUUUAUCAGCCAUAAAAAAGCUGACAUUAAAUUACAAAAAAUUAUGGGCCGAGAUGAAUUCCGCUUAAUUCACUAUGCUGGUGCUGUGACGUACAAUGUUAAAGGUUUCCUCGAGAAAAACAACGACUUGCUCUUCCGCGACUUGAGGGAAACCAUGUCAAAAUCUUCCAACAAUAUUAUCCAAUCAGUUUUCUUGAAAGAGGAACAACAAAGCAAAAGGCGCCCCAUUACUGCCAUUACUCAAUUUAAAAAUUCACUAAACAAUUUAAUGCACAUUUUGAUGGAUAAGGAACCGUCGUAUAUUAGGUGCAUCAAACCUAACGGCGAUAAAAGAUCAGGAGUCUUUGAUGAGGAAUUGGUACGGCACCAAGUGACAUACUUGGGACUUAUGGAAAAUUUAAGGGUUCGUCGAGCCGGUUUUGCCUAUCGACGCGAAUACAGCCUUUUCCUCGAGAGGUAUAAAUGUCUAUCAAAACAAACUUGGCCCAAAUACGUCGGAAACCCAAAAGAUGGUGUCCAAAUUCUAGUCUGUGCCCUUGGAUACGAAGCCGACGAGUACAAAAUGGGCAAAACAAAAAUUUUCAUCCGCUACCCCAAAACCCUCUUCUACACCGAAGACGCCUUCCAAGCUAAAAAACACGACUUGGCUGCCAUAAUCCAAGCCGCUUGGAAAGGUCUAGUCCAACGACGAAAGUACAAAAAAAUGAAAGAGGCUUCCAUAAUUAUGCAAAAAUAUGUGCGAAUGUUCAUUGCAAAAUGUCGCGCUAGGAAGCGCAGAAGGGCCGCCAAUGUCUUGCGAAACUUCAUCAAAGGAUUUAUCACACGAAAUGGACCUGCAACUGAGGAAAACAAAGCGUUUUUGGAGUUGGCUAAAGCCCAGUGGUUGAUACGCCUGUCGAAAAACUUGCCCCGAGAUAUUCUGAACCGUACGUGGCCCCCAUGUCCACAUAUCUGCAUCGAAGCGUCGCAACACUUGGAGCGCCUUUAUGGGGCUCACAUGUCUCGGGUGUACCGACUCAAGUUAACCCCAGAGAGAGAAGAGCAGCUGAGACUUAAAGUCCUCGCCGAAAAAUUGUUUAAAAAUAAAAAGAAGAGUUAUCAAGCGAGUGUUUCUCAGUGGUUCAAGACGGAUCGAGUGACCGAAUUCGGUGUGACGAAACAGAGCUACGCUCAGGUCUUAAAUGGGGAGCGAGAACAGUAUGUUACCACAGUCAUGAAAUACGACAGGCAUGGUUACAAGCCUCGCCAACGCGUCGUUUUGAUUACCACCAAAAAUUUCUACGUUAUCGAAGUGAAAAAUAAUUCAUCGGCUAAACAAAAGCACUGUUUGCCUUUGUCCAAACUGAACUUUGUCGUGACGCCAAAUAAUGAUAAGAUGUUGCUGGUGAGAAUUCCGGAAGAUUUGUUGAAGAAAGACAAAGGCGAUUUAAUUCUGGAAGUUCCCCAUUUAAUCGAAACUGUAACUUAUAUCAUAAAUGUGACAAAUAAUCCAGCUCUGUUGACCAUUAUUGAUAAAUCACCGAUUCAACACUCCAUGAAGCAAGGCAAACGGGGAACUAUUGAUGUUAUUGUUGGGAACUCUGAAAGUAUACAUAAAGAUAAAAGCGGUCAUUUGAUUGUGGCUUCUUCAUAAUUCUUAGACCAAUACUGAAUUCAGUGCCUUAAUUGGUGAAAUAGAAGUAAUAAUCAUAUUUAUGUAAAAAGUGCCAUUACAAAGAUACUUGUGUACUUAUAACUUUACGCUGCAUUUUCAUUAUACAUGUUUACAUAUAUUUAUUGUGGGCCUUAGUAUAUUAAAUUAAGUACUAAUAAUAUAAACAUACAAACAAUAU